AUGACGAUGGCUACCAUGGGCCUGAGCCACCGAGACACAGCAGCCCCUGAACAGACAGCUGGUGAUGUUUUCAAACUCUACCACUACGACCCCACCAUCGCCGGCGCCGUAAUCUUUGUCUUCCUCUUUCUGGGCACCACUCUUCUUCACUUCUGGCAAUUAUUUCGAUCUCGAUGUUGGUUUCUUCUACCUCUUGCAAUCGGAGGUAUCCUCCAAGUCAUCGGGUACGCGGCCCGAGCCAAGUCCGGCUCAGAAAGUCCCAAUUGGAGUCUGGGCCCCUACAUCAUUCAGUCCAUUCUGCUUCUGGUCGCACCAGCCCUCUAUGCUGCUACCGUAUACAUGGAGUUGGGAAGAAUCAUCACCAUUGUAGACGGAGAGGGCCAUGUCCUGAUCAGCAAGAAGUGGCUAACCAAGCUCUUCGUGGCGGGAGAUGUUCUAUCCUUCUUGCUCCAGGGUGGAGGCGGCGGCUACCAAGCAUCAGGCACUCUCGCUGCUCUUAAAACUGGCGCCAACAUCAUCAUUGUUGGAUUGUUUGUACAGCUUAUCUGCUUCGGUCUCUUCAUAGUCGUUGCUGUGUGCUUUCAUCGAUCCAUCAACAAGACCCCCACAGGCCGUUCAAGCGGCAGCAUCCCCUGGCAGAAGCACAUGAACGUCUUGUAUCUUGGAAGUAUGUUGAUCAUGGUUCGGUCCGUGUUCCGCGCUGUCGAGUACAUCCAAGGCUUCAACGGCUAUCUCUUGAGCCAUGAAGCGUAUCUGUACGUUUUCGACGCUGUUCUGAUGUUUCUCGUCAUGGUUCUUUUCAAUUGGAUUCAUCCAGCUGAGAUUGCCGCUUUUCUUGCUGCCGGGGGCGGUGGUCAGGAUUGGAAAAUGGACUCGCUGCCCCAGCACCGUCAUCAAAGACUAUGA
Colletotrichum karsti is the source of this 906-nucleotide messenger RNA. RefSeq names its product rta1 domain protein. The transcript has 3 exons. NCBI's taxonomy places the organism in Eukaryota, Fungi, Ascomycota, Sordariomycetes, Glomerellales, Glomerellaceae. The record is from RefSeq and is a predicted model, not a curated record. Bases 1 to 906 code for a protein of 301 amino acids. Gene Ontology annotation, cellular component: membrane.